AAAACCCUGGUGAGAAAACUGUUGGCUCCGGGUGAGCAUUGGUCCCCAAUCAUCAAACCCAGCACGAGACAAACCCGGUGAGGAACGUGGGCAAAGGUUUAGGAUCUGCUUAUCCCAUUCCUCCCACGGGAAGAUCCAUCAGGACAAGAGAUGUUUCAGUGACAAGGGGUGACACUGUCACACAGCCACCAUGUCCUACACCUGCCGUGACUGCGGGAAGGUUUUCCUCAAGAAGUGGUCUUUUACUGAGCAUCAUCGGGUCCACACAGGGGAGAGACCCUACAAAUGCUUGGAUUGUGGGAAGGAUUUUGCCCGGCGUCACACCCUAAUGGAACACCGCCGGAUCCACACGGGAGAGAAACCCUACGAGUGUCCAGAGUGUGGGAAACGUUUUAUCCAAAGCUCCAUCCUCAUGGAACAUCUCCGCACCCACGCAGGGGAGAAGCCAUACAGGUGUCUGCAGUGUGGGAAGGGUUUUUCUCACAGCUCCAGCCUGUCAAAGCAUCACCGGAUCCACACGGGGGAAAAACCCUUUAAGUGUUUGGAGUGUGGGAGGGGAUUCACCUCUAGCUCCACCUUAAAACAGCAUCUCCGGAUCCACACUGGGGAGAAACCCUAUAAAUGUCUGGAGUGUGGGAAGGCAUUCAGCCAAAAUGCCUCCCUCUUAGGGCACCGCCGCAUCCACACGGGGGAGAAACCCUAUAAGUGUUUGGUGUGUGGGAAGGAUUUUACCCACAGCUCCUCCUUAUCCCAGCACCACCGAACCCAUAGGGGCAGCAGGGGUUAUCCCUGCACCCUCUGUGGGAAAAGCUUUGGCAACAUCCACUCCCGAAUCCGUCACUUACGUGGCCACAGCAGGGAAAAACCCCACAAGUGUCCCCAGUGUGAGAAAAGAUUCCUGGAGAGCUCGAGCCUCACCCAUCACCUCCAGAUCCACGUGGCCAAACUUCCCUACAAAUGUCCUGACUGUGGGAAGGGAUUUGCCAGGAGCUGUGAGCUCACUGCCCAUCGUCACAUCCACACCGGGGAGAGACCCUACACUUGUCCCCACUGCUGGAAAAGCUUCAAUCAGCUCUCUGCUUUGGUGACCCAUCAGUGGCUCCUGUCAGGUGAAUGA
Messenger RNA from Calypte anna (Anna's hummingbird), 1117 nucleotides. Its product is annotated as zinc finger protein 135. NCBI's taxonomy places the organism in Eukaryota, Metazoa, Chordata, Aves, Apodiformes, Trochilidae. The record is from RefSeq and is a predicted model, not a curated record. The transcript has a single exon. Gene Ontology annotation, molecular function: RNA polymerase II cis-regulatory region sequence-specific DNA binding; DNA-binding transcription factor activity, RNA polymerase II-specific. Bases 191 to 1117 code for a protein of 308 amino acids. Gene Ontology annotation, biological process: regulation of transcription by RNA polymerase II.